Xenopus laevis (African clawed frog) is the source of this 627-nucleotide messenger RNA. RefSeq lists its product as uncharacterized. Bases 1 to 627 code for a protein of 208 amino acids. NCBI's taxonomy places the organism in Eukaryota, Metazoa, Chordata, Amphibia, Anura, Pipidae. The transcript is spliced from 5 exons. The record is from RefSeq and is a predicted model, not a curated record.
AUGGCAGCCCUCGUACUGAUGUCUUUACUCUUUAUUAUCAUGGACACUGCAGAGACGAUCAGCAACCCACAAAUAAAAGUGAGACCAGCCAUAGUAGUAAAAGGAAAGAGCAUGACCGUAACAUGUGAAGCAGAGCCACGCAGAGCAACUACAGAGCUACAGUUUGCUUUCUACAGAAAUGGGCACAAUGUGCAGGGAUUCAGUUCAUCCAACCAAUAUGGAGUCCCCUCAGCUCAGCUGGAGCAUUCUGGGAGUUAUAUCUGUGAGGUACAAACUCAGUCUGGCAGAAGAAGGAAGAGGAGUAAUGUUAUCAAUAUCCAGAUACAGGAUGAUCAUCUGGAGGAGGACAUUAUGAUGGAUUCAGAACAAUAUGAAACUUCCAAAGGUGAGAACCAAUCACAAACUCUUGAAAAUACUUUGAGACUGGUAUUGUCUGCAGUUAUAUUUAUAAUUAUAUUAUGUAUUAUAUUCUAUCACAAAAGGACCAUGGACAUAGGAAUAAUUACAGAUCCCCAGGCUCCCUUGCAAACCAAACCAAUUGGCCCCUUGCCUUUGCCCCCAACUCUGCAUCAACAUUUUGCAUCUGCUGCUCCUCAAAACCCUCACAACCUGGCCCCAAGACCCUGA